AUGGCGGCGCGGCCGUGGCCGCUGCUGCUGCUGCUGCUGCUGGCGGGGCCGGACCGCGGCCCGGGCGGCUCCUCCGGGGGGCUCCGCCUGGGCCUCGGGCCCGGCCCGGCCGCCGGGUAUUUCCCUGAGGAGCGCUGGAACCCGGAGUCGCCGCUGCGGCCGCCGCGCGUGGCCGUGGCGCUUCUGGCGCGGAACGCGGCCCAUGCGCUGCCGCUGGUGCUGGGAGGGCUGGAGAGGCUGAGGCACCCCAAGGACAGGAUGGCGCUGUGGGUGGCCGUUGACCACAGCGUGGACAACACGUCGGCUCUGCUGGCCGAGUGGCUGGGCCGGGUGCGGGGCCGCUACCACCGCGUGCUCUGGAGGCACCAGGAGGAGCCCACGUCUUUCCCCGACGAGGAGGGGCCCAAGCACUGGAGCCCCGCCCGCUACGAGCACGUGAUGAGGCUGCGCCAGGAGGCCCUGGAGGCCGCCCGGGCCAUGUGGGCCGAUUACCUGCUGUUCCUGGACGCUGACAAUGUCCUGGUGAACCCGGACACGCUGGCCGUGCUGGUGGCCGAGAACAGAACCGUGGUGGCCCCGAUGCUCGACUCGCGCGCCGCCUACUCCAACUUCUGGUGUGGCAUCACCCCCCAGGGCUAUUACCGCCGCACUCCCGCCUACCUGCCGAUCCGGCGCCGGGAGCGCCGGGGCUGCUUUGCGGUGCCCAUGGUUCACUCCACGUUCCUGCUGGAUCUGCGCCGGGAGCGCUCCGGCAGCCUGGCCUUCCACCCGCCCCCGCCCGGCUACAGCGGCGCCUUCGACGACAUCAUCGUCUUCGCCGCCGCCUGCCGGCACGCCGGGGUGCAGAUGUUCGUGACCAACCGGGAGCAGUUCGGGUUCCUGCCGGUGCCGCUGCGCUCCCAGAGCUCCCUGCGGGACGAGGCCGAGAACUUCCUGCACGUCCAGCUGGAGAUCAUGGUGAAGCUCCCUCCGGCCGAGCCCUCCCCCCACGUGUGGGUCCCUCCCAAGGUCCUGGACAAGAUGGGAUUCGAUGAGCCCAUUCCCAAUCCCAUUUUUCCCCCCUGGCAUUCCCAGAUCUCGGAGCGGGGCCUGCGGCGCUCGCUGGUGUUCGAGGACGAUCUGCGCUUCGAGGUUUUCUUCCGCAGCCGCCUCAGCGAGCUGAUGGAGCAGCUGGACGAGAGCGGCAUGGCCUGGGACCUCAUGUGA
Sturnus vulgaris (Common starling) is the source of this 1206-nucleotide messenger RNA. The record is from RefSeq and is a predicted model, not a curated record. Lineage: Eukaryota; Metazoa; Chordata; Aves; Passeriformes; Sturnidae.